This is a messenger RNA of Coregonus clupeaformis (lake whitefish), 519 nucleotides long. RefSeq lists its product as uncharacterized. The transcript is spliced from 3 exons. The record is from RefSeq and is a predicted model, not a curated record. Lineage: Eukaryota; Metazoa; Chordata; Actinopteri; Salmoniformes; Salmonidae. Bases 98 to 502 code for a protein of 134 amino acids.
CUUUCAUGUUGCGGGAAUUUUGUUGUUGACAACAACGCUGCUAUAAGUAAUUUGGUUUACUAUCUAGCUACCUAGAAUAUAUAAAAUAACGUUUACGAUGACCAGCAGCAGCACUAAUAUCAGUUUGAUGAUCAUGUACGAGGAUGAGUCGGUGGACGUCCGUUACGUAGAUGAUUCCCGUUUGCACUUGUCGCCCUGUGGCUCGGAGUUCGUGUUGGAGAAAGCUCCUGCACGCUCUGCACAUCCUCUCCAGUCUAGCGAGAAGGUUCGACAGAGGACCAGGUUCGCCACCAGCAGCUACAAGGACCUGAUGCUUGGUGCUUUGGAGUUCAGGAACGAGUAUGCGACUCGACCUUACCUGCCUGAAGAACUAAUCCCUGACGACCACAUAAAGCAGGUCUUCAGCAUUGACCCAGAGGUGGAGUGGCCUGCAUGUCAUUCCUGUACUGCUGAGGUGGGAUCGAACCGAGAGACCAUCGUCAGUUCCAGUGGCGGCUGGUGAAAAAUAUUCUCGGUGGG